Molecule: messenger RNA, 4810 nt
Organism: Rubroshorea leprosula
Lineage: Eukaryota; Viridiplantae; Streptophyta; Magnoliopsida; Malvales; Dipterocarpaceae
Source: the annotation of a GenBank genome assembly
AAAAGGCAGAAGCAAAGAGUAGUGAAUCAAUAUUCCUGGAAGAUCAUCUUGUCUUCUCUAAUUCCCAGUUAGAAUAUAACUGUUUCCAUCUCUCCCGUACCUUAUUCCAGUUAAUAUCUCCACCCACUUUUAGCUUCCCACAUAUUAACAAAAGUAAACGUUGAAAGCAGAGAAAACUUAUUGCGCUCAAUGAAAAUGUUAUCCACUGCUGGAGGUGCUUUUUUUACUGUUGUUUUCGAGAGGCUGUUCAACAAGUUAGAGUAGUAAAUCAAUAUUUCUGGAAGAUCAACAUGUUUUCUCUAAUUUCCAGCUAGAAUAUAACUGUUUCCAUCUCUCCGCCACCUUUAUUCCAGCGGAUAUCUCCACCCACUUCUAGCAUCCCACAUUAAAAAGGAAAGUUGAAAGUAGAGAAAACUUAUUACACUCAAUGGAAAUCUUAUCUGUUGUUGGAGGUGCCUUUUUAACUGUUGUUUUCGAGAGGCUGUUCAACAAGUUAGAGUCUAGCAGAGCACUGAAUUUACAAAAGCAAGUCCUUACUAAGCUACGACAAUGGGAAAGCUUAUCAUUGAAAAUUUCUGCCUUACUUGAAGAUGCAGAAAGGACUCAAAUGUUCAAUUCCAGCCACUCGGUGAAGAUAUGGCUUGAUGAUAUCAGGGACUUAGCUUAUGAUAUGGAAGACGUCCUAGAUGAAUUUGUGAUGGAUGCCCGAAGGAGCAACUUAACUGCAAAACCUAACCAUGCCAGCACUAGCAAACUCAUCCCCUCAUGUUUCAACUAUUUCAAACAAAGUGAUUUUGUCUUUGAUUCCCAAGUUAUUUCUAAGGUGGAUGAUAUCACUCUCAAAUUGCAGCACAUGAUAGAUGAAUCAGAGAAACUCCGCCUAUUGAGUUCGACAACUCAAGCUAGAGAUGGACUUAGCAAAGCAUCUACAAGAAGAUUGCCCACUACUUCUCUGCCUGAACAUUAUGUUUAUGGUCGAGAAAAUGAUAAAGCAGCUAUUCUUCAAAAGUUGCUCAAUGAUGAAGGCAGUAGUUCUAAAGGAUUUUGUGUUGUUCCCAUCUAUGGGAUGGGAGGUGUCGGGAAGACCACUCUAGCUCAACUUGUUUACAACGAGGUGAAGCCAGAAAGCUUUGAGCUUAAGGCCUGGGUUUGUGUAUCUGAUCAAAUUGAUAUCCCAAGCAUAACAAGAACUGUUCUGGAAGCAGUUGGGGGGAAGUGUGAUUCAAAUGAUCUGAAUUUGCUUCAACAAGAAUUGAACAAUAAGUUAUCUAACAAGAAGUUUCUACUUGUACUGGAUGACAUUUGGAAUGAGGACUACUCCCUAUGGGAUAACCUACAAAAACCAUUCUUAUCUGGAGCAGCUGGAAGUAAAAUAAUGAUCACAACUCGUAGUGAGCAUGUUGUAGAAAUUAUGCGAGGGAAGGCUAGAGCUCACCACCUAGAAGUGUUGAAGGAUGAAGAAUGCUUGUCAAUAUUUACUCAACAUGCUUUGGGAGCUGACAAUUUUGAUGCAUACCCAGGUCUAAAAGAAGUUGGAGAGAAAAUUGUUAAAAAGUGCAAAGGAUUACCACUAGCUGCAAAAGUUCUCGGAGGCCUUCUGUGUGAUAAGUUAGAUCAUUCUGCUUGGGAACACAUCUUAAAUAGUGAAAUAUGGCAGCUGCAAGAAAGUGAAAGAGGCAUUCUUCCAGCUCUAAGAUUGAGAUAUUAUUAUCUUCCUUCUUGUUUGAAGCCAUGUUUUGCUUAUUGCACUGUGUUUCCUAAAGACUAUGAGUUCGACCAGAACGAGCUAGUUUUGCUGUGGAUGGCAAUGGGGCUCCUCCAACAACAAGAUUCAGAAGUAGAUGGACAUCGAUAUUUUAAUGAGUUAGUUUCAAGAGCAUUUUUUCAAAGGUUGAGGAGGGGUGGAUCACGGUAUGUGAUGCAUGAUCUCAUACAUGAUUUAGCUCAAUUUGUUGCUGGAAAAACAUCCUUCAAUCUAGAAAAUUUGUGGGAGGCCAAUAAAAAGCCAAAAGUAAAUUUUGAGAAGAAUAUUUUCGAUAUUCAAGAUGCUAGGGAAGCCAGCCUAGGCAACAUACUUGGUCUUGAUGAAUUACUCUUGGAGUGGACUUCUGAUUUUAGUAAUUUAAGGGACAUAAGCAAUGGUGAAAUGCAGGUUCUAGAUUGGUUAAAACCUCAUUCAAAAUUGAAAAGUCUCAAAAUUGUUUUCUAUGGGGGCCACAAAUUCCCAUUAUGGAUGGGUGAUCCACUAUUUUCCAAUUUAUCAUACUUGGAGCUCAGAAAUUGUCAGAGAUGCACUUUGUUGCCAUCACUUGGACUAUUACCUGUUCUCAAAAGCUUGAGUAUUGAAGGCAUGAAGGCAAUAGAAGCUGUGGGUCCUGAGUUUUAUGGACUUGGCACUUUUCCAUCACUUGAGACACUGGUGUUUUGUAAUAUGUUUAAUUGGAAAGAAUGGGCUUCUCCAACAGGAAGUGGAGGUGAAUUCCCUUGUCUCCUUAAGCUUGUGAUUCAAAAUUGUCCUGAGUUGAUAGGACAAUUACCCAGCAACCUAUCUUCCCUCAUAAAUCUUGAGAUAGAUGGAUGCCCAGAGUUAAGAUGCUCUUCUAUGAGUCUUCCGUUGCUCCGAGAUCUGAAUAUUACAGUUUGCAAUGCUGCUCUUUUGAAGAGCAUGGUUGAUCUCACCUCUGUCACUAGGUUGGGAAUUCAGAGAAUUUUAGAGCUAAAUUGCAUGCCUAAGAGUUUUGUGGAGUCCCUGACAAUGCUUGAGUCUCUAAUUGUUCGUAGUUGUGAAGAACUUACUUGUUUGUGGGAGGAAGGAAUAGAAAUAGCAAACCUUGCUCAUCUUGAGAGAAUGGAAAUUCGUGACUGUCCUCUGCUUGUGUGUUUGGCAGGGAAAGAACGAGGCCUCCUGCCUUUCAACCUUAAAAAUCUUCACCUUGAAAACUGUGGGGAAUUGGAGUCAUUGCCCAAUGUGCUGAUGAUGAAAAUGGAUGGAGGUAGUAACAACAUCUUAUUUACACCUGAAAAUUUAACCUUCAGUCAUUGUUCUUCUCUCAAGUCUUUUCCAAGAGGCAAAUUACCCACCACAAUUAGAUCAUUGUGCAUAUCGAAUUGUGAAAAUCUUGAAUCUCUACUAGAUGUUGACAACAACAAUCUUAAAGAUUUGCAACUAGAUGCACUUUCAUCUCUAAAUUCUUUUCAGGGUGGUCAAUUGCCAGAUUCUCUUGAGUCUUUUUUUGUUCAAAAUUGUAAGAGGCUAGAGUCCUUUCCAGAGAGGAUGCUGCAACGUUGCACCAGACUUGAAGGCAUGGCUAUAACUCUUUGUGACAAAUUGAAAAGCUUACCCAUCUUUAACGGCAACGGCAACCUUGUUAAUUUAGAAAUCAUGAACUGUGAAGUUUUAGAGUCCCUCCCAGAGCUGGGCUCAUCCAUCCCCAAUCUAAAGUUUUUGUUUAUAGCUAAGUGUAAGAGUCUCAAGACCCUGUCAGAUACCAUAUACCAGUUGCAAUUGCUUCAAGGCUUAUACAUAAGAGACUGCCCCAGUAUCAAGUGCAUUACAGAUGGUGCUUUGCCUGCAAACUUAACAAGUCUUGUAUUAUAUUGUGAGAAUCUCAUGUUGUUACCAAAUAAUGUGGUUGAGUUGAGAUCGCUCCAGACACUAUCCAUUUCAGAUGGGCGUUUGUUGGUGGGAUUGGACCUCCGCAACCUUAGCUCUCUUCAGGAGUUGGCAAUUAGUCGGACGUGGCCUCCUGACAUUGUGUUGCCAUCUUCUUUAACUUAUCUUGGGAUCAUUGAUGUAGAAAAUCUGAGAUCCAUAUCGAAAGAGAUCCUUCACAGCCUUAACUCUCUUCGAGGGCUGCAUAUAUCCAAUUGUCCGAAGCUUCGGACCUUGCCAAGGGAAGACUUGCCUCCCUUGCUUGGGUAUCUCAGCAUCAGAAACUGCCAGCAUCUAAAACGGCAACACUUUGAGGCAAAAGGAGAUUAUUUGCAUCUCACCCGUAGCAUUCCCUACAUUGAGAUAGAUCAUGGUCAGGUUAUGUAUGGCUAGCUAGUUAGUAGUAAGAACCAAUUCUUACUUGAAGUUUUCAUGAAUCCUACAGUCUACUCUUCAGGUAUGGUAUAUAUAUUCUUGGUUUUGAUUCUGGUUUAUGCUGCAUUCAAUUGCCCCAAAAAUGAUUUAUGCUUUUCUGAUUUUUGGAAAGAGAUUGAAUGGUUGAAACUUGAUAAUUUUCUUAUGAAAGGAACAUGAAUACCAUUUAAUUUCUGUUAUCUUUUUUAAAUCCUCUACUCCCUCCUUGUAGUUGCAACUAAAGGCCUUACCAUUAUGAUUCUUAAUUUAGUUUUAGUUCCAAUCAAAUUCAAAUUCAAAAAACAAAAGCAAUGAAUUUGAAUUUUAAAUAUGAAUUUUAAUUCUGUAGGACCUCACAUUUUCCAUUAUAAAGAAUUGGGAGAUUUUUGAAACAGUGAGGUGCUGAUUGAGAAGGACAUACUCAAUUGUACCUUCUUUCUUGCCUGGCAAGUGAGUUUUGAAACAAUGAGGUGCUGAUUGAAAGCAAAUAUGACCUUUGCUGAAUUCAACAAGCUUGUAAUUUGUCCAUUUCAAGCUGCAUUUUUUAAGAUUUGCUAUCCAACUUUUAUCUUGGCGUGAUGAUUGUGAUGUUGUGAUUUAUUGUUGUUAAGAAUCUCUAGUCUUGUCUAGAGAGAGGAAAACUUGUAAUUUUGCUAUUGUUACUAUUUUAGUAGUGGAAGUUUUUUGAGGUUCCGUGAUUUUUUCCUUAUGGGUUUUUCACCUUAACAAAUUCAGUGUCUUGAU